Messenger RNA from Candidozyma auris, 1653 nucleotides. RefSeq lists its product as uncharacterized. Bases 1 to 1653 code for a protein of 550 amino acids. The transcript has a single exon. Lineage: Eukaryota; Fungi; Ascomycota; Pichiomycetes; Serinales; Metschnikowiaceae. The record is from RefSeq and is a predicted model, not a curated record. Gene Ontology annotation, molecular function: mRNA binding. Gene Ontology annotation, biological process: mRNA processing. Gene Ontology annotation, cellular component: spliceosomal complex.
AUGAAUUUUCGAAUAGUGUCACCGUAUCCAGUGAAUGUUAAGCAGAACCAGGAAGUGAUCAGUAGGUUGAAGAACUACACUCAGCCAGAAUACACCCACAUCGAACCGCUAUAUGAAAUACCAGUUUUUGGAGAAUUGGAUGUGGACAAGUUCCUCCAAGAACAAAGGCUUAAGAAGCCAGCCAGUCAUUUGAAUGGAACUAAUCAUGCAAAGGUUUCUUCGAACAAUCUGGCCACUGUGGAUGCUGAAAUCGAGGCAAAUACUAAGCUAUAUGUCGAGCUCGCUGAUCUCCUACCGCAGAAUAGGCAGCAGCAACAAGCGACUGUCAUUCUUCAAAAUUGCCCAGCACUCCGAAGAAAUGCAAUGGAAAAAGUUUUGAGAGAUAUUGUGUCUAUAUUGCCCGUCAAAGGUCAGUUCAAAUGGACGGAGUUGACAGAACGAGAUUUCGGAGAGUCCAGUAAUAUAUUCGUACGCUUUUCGAAUCUAGAUUUAGCAGAGCUGUUCUGUGGGGUUCUUCCACAAUUUAAAGAUGCCUUUGGCGUUGAAGUUACGGCGAAUCUAGAAGGAAAGGCAGUCGAUGUUGAUGAUGACCUACUCAGACAAACAGUGUCUAGUGUUUCUAGCGUUAUAGUCAACAAGACAAAUCACGGAAGGAGCUCGAAGAAAACAGGAACUGAAGAUUUGGAUGAGGUUAUGCAGCACUACAGUACUUACACUGUCGACAACGCGGAUUUAGUCGAUAUACCUUUAGAAUUAAGGGACAAGAUUGUCAAGGAAAUAAUAAAGUUUAGAACGAGAGUCUUGACAAUUGAAAGGAAUAGAAGAAAGGACGAGUUGGAGAUAGAGAGGCGGAAAGCCAAGGCAACACUUACAAGCAUAUUUCAAGACAUCAAAGAUCCUAGCUCUACGACAGAUACCCAGGAUCAAGAUGGUAUGGAUGUCGCAGAUGAUGAUGAUGUUGAUGAUGAACAACAACUGGACUUUGAUAUGGCUGAUGACGAAUACAUUAAGAAGAUGAAUCAAGAUGAAACGAGAAAGGAGCAAGAAGCAUAUGAGCGAGCGUUGAAGAAAAUGAAGCGUCUUGAACAGACCGAGAUCACUUCGUUGCUUCUGCAGCUCGAGACAGAACAGAACUAUGAGUUGGAGUUAAUGGACAACAAACUCACUUACUUGGAGGAAUUUAAGUCAUUUGUUGACUUCGACAACCCGCGUGUCAAUCCCAUUCUCUCCUCUCAUUUACAGCUUUACUAUAACGAUCAUUCCGAAUAUCUACGGGUAAGAAACCUCGAAAGAUCGAAGGAGGAAGAACUCGAUGCUGCUGACGCGGAGAUGGAGUCGCUGGAGACUCAUGAUGAAUCAAUGAUGAAUAUCCAAGCGAAGCUGCCUUCACCACAACAAGUGAAAGAUUUGGGUCAUAUCAUCGUCCUGGAGCUUUCAAAAGAUAAACUUUUAGCAUUGAAGGAAAAGAUCGAGAACUUGAUUGAGGAGUAUUUGGGAGUGAAAGAAGAAUUGUUGGUGGACUUUGUGUACGAUUUCCUUAUUAGUAACAAUCUCUCACAAAGAGAUGUGUUGACUGCCGAAUUACAAGAAACUCUCGAUGAAGACUCAAACGUUGUUGUUGAGGAGCUCUACAAAUUUCUCACUCAGCGGUGA